AUGUUGCCGCCCCGGGAAAACGUCGACCUGGAGUGCUUUCUGGUGACCAAGCACUCCUGGAAGGGCAAGUACAAGCGCAUCCUCUCCAUCGGCACAGCCGGCAUCUCCACCUACAAUCCAGAUAAAUUCGAUUUAACGAAUCGCUGGUCCUACUCGGAUAUUGUGGCGGCAGCCCCCACCAAGACCUCAAAUAUACCCAAUGAGUUCGUGCUGACCAUCAAGAAAGACAAGAAGCUGGAUACAAUCAAAUUAUCUUCGGAAUAUCGCAAUGACAUACUCAGCUCUAUAUUGAAAUACUACAAAGAGUUUGCCGAUAAACCGAAAAACACUCAGCGCUUCAGUGCGUACAAGUACCACUGGUCGGGCAUCAGCCUGCCCACUGUGCUGGAGGUGACGCCUUGUUCUCUGGACCAGCUGGACCCCACCACAAACGAUGUCCUCGCCAGCUACAUGUACAAGGACAUUGAGGGAAUAAUAGCAGGCAUAUCGGACUAUGAGGGCGGCAUUGUGAUGGCCUACGGCGGCUUCAGUCGCCUGCACUUGUUCAAAGCCUUGAAUCACCACGAAAUCGUGCAGAAUAUUGCCCAGAGUUCGGCACAGUUCCUGGGCAUCGAAACCAAAAUACUCAAGAGCCAGAUAACACUCGAGCAGUUCGAGAGGCAGCGAUUUGGCAAGUUCAGUGACGAUCAAUUUCAAACGUCGAUGACAGAGUUCACAGUGCAAAAGAUAACGUUACGCCAUCCGGAUCCCGUGAAGCGCAUACUCUGCCUUACCGAAGUCACGCUUCUGGAGAGGGAUCCCCAGACCUACAGUGUCUGCACUUUGCGCCCACUCACCGAUGUGUUUGCUUUGGUUCGCGACAAGGACAGUCUGCAGCGCUUUAGCAUCGAGUACAAGAACGGAAUCGUGCGCAGUUAUAGUACCAACGACAGGGACUCCCUGCUGGCCACUCUGCUGGAUGCGGUGCGCUCCAGCGGUAACCAGGAUGUACACAUACGCAUCAGCAACACGCCCAGAGGCAAGAGAUACGUCCCCCUCAGCAGCUCCGUGGACGAGGAAACGGAGGCCAACUUGUUGCGCUUGGUCAUCAACAAUUUCCAAAAUCCCUCGAAGCGUUACGAAAUCUUGGAGCGUUUCAAUGCCAAUGUGCCGCACAGUGGGCUCAACUACAGUGUGACGCAGGACAGUCUGUUUGCCGAGAACAAGGAGAAGCUCAUAUUAAGUGCGCUGCAAGCGUUGGCACAAAAGGAGCUGGACAGUCCCACUGCACAGCUGAGCAACCUGGAGCUGGAGGCUAUAUUUCACGCCCUGACUCGUCUCCUGGCCAGCAAAGUCGGCUAUGCAGCCUUCACCAAUCUCACGGGAUUUCGCGAGAUUAUUGGUACUAAGGUUGUGGCUGCUUUGCGACGCAAGGAUCUGGCUGUUACAUACUCUGCCAUUGACAUGAUUAACUCCCUGAUGCAUUCGGUGAACACUGACCAUGACCUGAAGCAGGAGCAGUUGAAUAAAUCCUCCAUACUGUCAUCGAAAUCAUUUCUGGAAACCCUGCUCAAUAUGUGGACAACACAUGUGAGCCAUGGCAGUGGAGCCCUUGUUCUGUCGGCCAUGCUGGAUUUCAUGACCUUCGCGUUAUGUGUGCCUUACAGCGAAACGACCGACGGCAAGCAGUUCGAUACGCUGCUAGAGUUGGUCGCCGAUCGUGGUCGCUACUUGUACAAAUUGUUUCAGCACCCCUCGCUGGCGAUCGUUAAGGGAGCUGGCCUGGUCUUGCGGGCCAUCAUCGAGGAGGGAGAGCUGCAGGUGGCUCAGCAGAUGCAGGCCCUAGCCCUAGACGAGGCGGCCUUGUGCCGGCACCUGCUGGUGGCGCUGUAUACGCCCUCCAAUGAUCCCACUCUGACUACGCAUCGACAGCUGUCACGCCAUCUUAUUGGGCUAUGGCUGACGGACAGCGAGGAGGCCCUGGAGCUGUUCAAGCGUAUUUUCCCCGCUGGCCUCUUGACCUUCCUGGAGUCCGAGGACGGCGUGCCGGAGACGGAUGUGGAGGAGGAUAAGCUCAAUUUCCGCGAUAACCUCAAGUUUGCAAUACAACAUUCCAACAGAACACGCAAGAAUGUGAUAGAGAAGCAUUUGCAAGGCAUCAAGCAUUGGGGCAUGAAUCUGAUCGAACAGCAGGAUGGGGCAGCGCAGGCUCUGAAGAAUCGUCCAGUGGUUCUGCGCAAUCGCCGGCAGAAAAAAAAGACCUCCGAUGCCAUUGUGAAUUUGCCCUACUUCUUCUACAGCUUUGCCAAAGAUCACAGUCUGCCAAAUCUCAUCUGGAACCACAAGACGCGCGAGGAGCUGCGCAUGUGCUUGGAAAAUGAGCUAAGGCAGUUCCUGAACGAUCGAGACUUGGCUGGUCAGAUGAUUGUGGCCUGGAACUACCAGGAAUUCGAGGUGGCCUACCAAUGUCUGGCAGAUGAAAUCAAAAUUGGCGACUACUACAUACGGCUGAUACUGGAGAAGGACGACUGGCCCCAGAAUCUGGUGAAGGAUCCGAUUGAGCUAUUCAAUGCUUUAUAUCGGCGUGUUCUGUGCCGACAGCGAGUAAACGACGACCAGAUGACCGUGUUCUCCCUGCAGGCGCUAGCCAAGGUCUACAGGCGCUACCACCAAGAUAUCGGAAAGUUCAACGACAUGUCGUACAUUCUGCAACUCAGCGACAGGUGCCUUUCCCCCUCAAUGCGCGAUGCACUGAUAAACUUGAUUUCCUGCCUGGUGCUGGAGAAAUGCAACUGCCGGGCCCUCAUCGAUCACGUACAGUGCCUGGUGGAUCUCAUAACCCUCGCCCAUCUGCACAAGGGACGCGCCCAGCUGAAUACGAAAACAAAUGUCAUUGAGGCCGGUCCAAAUAUGGCGGCGUACGAGGAGAAGGAUUGGUAUUACAACAUCGAGAAGGACGGACAGAAGCCCGAGCGCCAGGGACCUAUCACGUACUCGGAGCUGAAAGAGCUCUGGCACAAGGGACUGAUCACACCGAAGACCCGUUGCUGGGCCAUUGGCAUGGAUGGCUGGCGGUCUCUGCAGCAAAUCCCCCAGCUCAAGUGGUGCCUUAUAGCCAAGGGCACGCCGCUCUACGACGAAACGGAGCUAUCCUCCAAGAUACUCGACAUUCUGAUCAAGUGCACCAGCUUCUUCCCCAGCCGCACCCAGAACGGGGUGGCUGUGCUCAUUCCAGGACCGAAACUGUCGCGAAAGCUCUCUGAGUUCAUUUGCCUACCUCAUGUGGUCCAAGUUUGCCUCACCCACGACCCCGGACUGCUGGAGCGCGUGGCCACUCUGCUCUGCCAGAUAAUGGAGGACAAUCCCGAGAUGCCCAAGGUCUAUCUGACCGGAGUUUUUUACUUUAUGCUCAUGUAUACUGGCAGCAACAUUCUGCCCAUCACGAGAUUCCUCAAGAUGACGCACAUGAAGCAGGGAUUCCGCAGCGAGGAGACUUCGCAGUCGGGAAUCAUGCACCGCAGCAUCCUGGGGCAGCUGCUGCCCGAAGCUAUGGUCUGCUUCCUUGAGAACUACAGCGCCGAAAAGUUUGCGGAAAUCUUUCUCGGCGAGUUCGACACGCCCGAGGUGAUCUGGAGCUCAGAGAUGCGAAGGCUGCUCAUUGAGAAGAUUGCAGCCCACAUUGCAGACUUCACGCCGCGGCUGCGAGGCCACACGAUGGCCAGAUAUCCGUACCUGGCCAUACCAGUCAUCAGCUAUCCGCAGCUGGAGAAUGAGCUCUUCUGCCACAUCUACUAUCUGCGGCACCUGUGCGACACCCGGAAGUUCCCCAAUUGGCCCAUCUCGGACCCGGUGCAGCUGCUGAAGCACACUCUCGACGCCUGGCGCAAGGAAGUGGAGAAGAAGCCACCUCAGAUGACAAUCCAGCAGGCAUAUCACGAUCUUGGCAUUGACCUCAACAAAACUCCAAAGCCGGACGAGAGCAUGAUACGAAAGAGCUACUACAAGCUGGCCCAGAUGUACCAUCCAGACAAGAACCCGAAUGGCCGCGAGAUAUUCGAGAAAGUCAAUCAGGCCUAUGAAUUCCUUUGCUCGCGGAACGUGUGGAGCUCGGGCGGACCGGAUCCCAAUAAUAUUGUGCUGAUCCUGCGCACACAAAGCAUUCUCUUCGAACGUUAUCCGGAUGUUCUGCGGCCGUACAAGUAUGCUGGCUAUCCGCAGCUCAUCAAGACCAUCCGACUGGAGACGCGCGACGAUGAGCUCUUCUCCAAGGAGGCCCAGCUUCUGACAGCCGCCUCCGAGCUAUGCUACCACACGGUCCACUGCUCCGCCCUGAAUGCCGAAGAGUUGCGGCGGGAGGAGGGCAUUGAGGCUCUGCUUGAAGCCUACACGCGCUGCGUAUCCAUUCUGGGGGUCGAUUCCAAGCCGGAAUCGUUGCACUACCAGGUCAUAUCCAAUGUGACGCGCUGCUUUGAGGUGGCAUGCAACUUUGAGAAGUGCAAACAGAAGAUUAUCCAGCUGCCUCAGCUGCUGUCCGACGUGUGCCGCGUCGUGUACUUUAAGCACACGCUGUCUGUGAGCCUGGUGACUAGUCUGGCGGCGAACAACUACGACCUGCAGUGCAAUCUGUCGCGGAACGGAGUGCUCUGGUCGCUGCUGCUGUUUAUCUUCGAGUAUGACUACACGCUGGACGAGAGUGGCGUGGACGUGAGCGACAAAUCCAAUCAACAGCAGUUGGCCAACAAUCUGGCCAAGAUGGCUGUCCUGGGGUGCAUUUCCCUGGCCGGAUACAGCAUGGAGCUGCGCCACAAGCCGAUCACUGGCAGCGAGUCCAACUCGCCGGCGGCCAAGCCUCCACCAGCCAUCAAGCCCAAACCAGUUGGGGGUGCCACCAGCUCGGCCUACACCCAGAACGCGCAUAAUCCGCUACAGAGCAAGCAGCUGGCUAUCACAGGCGGAAAGGAAAAGGAGCCGGACACCUCAUCCGGCAGCAGUGACACCUCCAGCUCCACGCCCACCGACAGCGAUCAACAGAACCCGGCCAAGAGAAGCCCCAGUGCCAUCCAGCAGAAGUACAUCGUGGCGGGGGAGGCCAAGAAUUCAUUGGUAAAGCAAGUCCUCGACCGCCUCCUCACCCGCUACAUUGCCAACCAGCUUGCCACUGCUCGAGACAGCGAUGUGCUCAAGCUGCUCACGGCAAACACGAGGAAUCCCUACCUCAUCUGGGACAAUGGAACCCGAGCUCAGCUCAAAGACUUCCUCGAGCAGCAGCGCACCUCCUCCGCCCGAGAGACCCAUGAGGACAUUGCCCAGGUCUACGAGCUCGUUUCCAGCUUCGAGUUCGAUGCCCACAAAGAGGAACUGCAGAUUGGCGGCAUAUUUAUACGCAUCUACAACGACAUGCCCACCCACCCGAUUGCGCAGCCCAAGCUGUUCAUUAUGGAUCUGCUUGAGUACUUAAAGCACGCUUAUCAGUUUCUGCAAUACAAGCGGAAUCCGGCCGCCACUGUUGCCGCUGCUAGCGCUGCUGCCGCACCCAAAAUGGGCAGCGACGGCAUCCUGACCCCCACACUGGCACCCAAUCAUCCGCAGCUGCAGAUGCAGCAGCAGCAGCAGGCGGCUAGGCCGGGCAGCACCUUUGACGAUGUUCUCAAUGCUUACAAUCGGUCGAAGAGCCGAAAGAAGCUCGAGACUGAUGCGCAGACGGAGCAGAAGCUGGCGCUGCAACAGAGCAAAUAUGACUUUGCCAGUGAUGGGAAACUGGAACUGCACAUAACCAUGGUGCUCAGGGCACUGAUAGCAGUAAUCAAGGCGAAUGCCGAGGUGGAAAUUCAAUGCAUUGGAAAUUUCGAGAUGAUCUUCGGCUUUCUGGCCAACAACAUAUUUUCCGACAGCUCCACGGUUAAGUCGGUCGCCCUCGAGGUGGUCGCCCUGGUCUCCCGUAACAAGGAGUGCGUUUCCGAGGUGGCCUCCUGUGAGAUUCUGGGCAACUAUCUGGUGGCCCUCAAGGAUCCGGAGCUGCGUGCCAGCCAGGUGAAGGUGCUGGAGACACUCUCGGGUCUGAUGAAUGUGCAGGAGAUGAUCAAGGAGGCCCAGGCCAAGGGCGCAGCCAUAUAUCUCCUGGACAUGUUCUGUAACUCGCGUAAUCCGCAAAUCCGAGAGAUGUGCGCCGAGAUUUUAGCCAAGAUGACAGCCGAUCGUUUAAGUGGUCCGAAAGUACGCAUUACCAUAUCGAAAUUCCUCCCCACAUUGUUCAUCGAUGCCAUGGUGGAGUCGCCGCCCACAUCCGUGCAGCUCUUCGAGUCCAUACACGAGCAUCCUGAGCUCAUUUGGAACGACAAUACGCGAUCGAAUGUGUGCGAUGCGGUCUUGGAAGCCUGCGACAGAUUUUACCAGCUGCAAAAAUCGAAUCCUCGGCAUGUGUGGAAAGACCCUGAAAUACUUAAGGACAUCGUAUCCAAUGAAAUUGUUGUGGCAGGCGUUUACCUGCGCCUGUUUGUCAGCAAUCCCGCUUGGACGCUGCGCAAGCCGAAGCAGUUCCUUUCCGAUCUGCUCGACUUUGUUGUGGAGCAGAUAAGCAAGAGUUCCUCCGAGCAGGAUGUCCUCGAUCUGUCCACCACCGCGCUCGUGGAGCUGCUGCGCUCGCAGCCGAAUCUGGCAGACGACAUACCAGUGCUGGGCCACAUACCAAAGCUGUUCAAUCUACUCUCGGUGCAGCCAAAGAACACGCUAUCAGUAUUACAUCAGCUCUCGCUGUCUGAGUUCUGUGUGAGUGCCAUCUCUCAGACAGAAUGCGUCGCGCCGUUGAAGAAGUGCAUGGAACACAAUCGGGACUGCAUUGAGAAGGCCUGCGAGGCACUGAGUCGGCUUUUCAAACACCAGCACGACUCAUUGAUCAGCCAGUCCUUGGAGGUGGGACUCAUACCUUUUCUGCUUGGCUUGCUGGACAGUCGGCUGGAAUUCGUUGACAAUCCAUCUGCGGUUAAAGCACAAAUCGUUGCGGCCCUUAAAGGGAUGACGCACAAUCUCAAUUAUGGCGAUCGGGUUACGCAAAUCUUGCUCAAGCAUCCUGUCUGGGCAGAGUUCAAGGAUCAGCGCCACGAUCUUUUCAUUGCCGACACCAACAUACGCGGCUAUCUGACGGGCAUCAACCCAACGGCUGGCUACCUGACGGCAGGACCUGCGCAAAGCGUGGAAGUGCUCACCUCGCCGCCCCCCAUCGAUCGCGACGAUCCGUCGGCUCGUCCUCCCAUAGACUAGCGAGUUCUUCUUUGAUAUCGGUCUAAAGCUAAGCCUCGCCUGUUUUUGCUUAGCCCUGAUUUCGGUUGGGGUGGAAACUAGACACGGACGACCAUGCACGGGACUUCCCCAUUAUUGUAUUAAACUUUUGCAUAUUUUGUAUACACGCAGCAAGGAGCGUCGCGGCUGUCGUCAGCCAACAUAUUAACAAACUGUAACAAAGUUUCAUUUUUUUUUUUAUAUUUAUAAAAGCUGUAUAAAUAAUUAGAGAAUAGUUUAUACACAUACACAAACACCCAACCUAACUUGAGCAUGCAUAACGUGAUUAUAUAUAUUAUGGAAUGAAACAUUAAAAAUUCAUUAAAAAUGAAAGAAACUCAUA
This is a messenger RNA of Drosophila miranda, 7597 nucleotides long. It is a transcript of the gene Rme-8, whose product is annotated as dnaJ homolog subfamily C member 13. The transcript is spliced from 21 exons. Gene Ontology annotation, cellular component: endosome membrane. NCBI's taxonomy places the organism in Eukaryota, Metazoa, Arthropoda, Insecta, Diptera, Drosophilidae. The record is from RefSeq and is a predicted model, not a curated record. Gene Ontology annotation, biological process: receptor-mediated endocytosis; regulation of early endosome to late endosome transport; endosome organization. Bases 1 to 7236 code for a protein of 2411 amino acids.